AAUUUGACGUUUGUUCAAUGUGGCGAACUUCGCAUGGUUCUCGCUUCUCGAUAUUUCCUAUUAAUUCUAGAAAUUGUCGUGCGGCAGGUGAUUCAUUUCAUUGAAUAAAAGCGUUGUGAUCUGUGUUUAUCGUCAGUGUUGAAAUAGACGUGAAUCGAAUAAGAUAUUGUUGAUUGAAGUGAGAUUGAACGCGCGUGUGUGAUAGCAAAUUUGGCCAAAAUGAGUUCUAAUCAUCCCAAUGGAAUUACAUUUCCUAGUCCCGCUGCUAGUCAAGCAAGUGGGAUGGUGCCGGCGCCUGCAAUGCUGACUUAUCCAUCUGAUAACCACGAAGCUGCAGGUGGUGUCUUAAGUUCUAGCAAUCUUCAAAGUGAUACAUUAAGCCAACAGGAUACGAGUUCACGAAGCUCUGUGCACAACAAACGACCACCACGGAACUUACAGGGUCUGCUGAAGUUUGCUAUGGAGGCCACACAAGCUGAAGAUGCUCCCGGAAACAAAGAUCUAGCGCCAAUGAAUGAAGAGAGGCGUAAAUUCCUCGAGGAAGCUAUAAGGAGUUUGACAGUGAACAUAGCAGAUGUGCUGGACAAUGCCGUCAAAGUCCUAACGAACUCGGAGAAGAUUAACAGCAUAAACGAGCAUGACUCCUUACCUGAUGAGGUGAAGAACUCGUUCACAGUGUUGCUGGACCAUGUUGAUGAUCUGGAUGUGGCUAAUGAUUUUUUCAAAAUGGGAGGAUUUGCAAUGUUCCCCAUUUGCUACAGCAGCCAGAAUGAAGAAUUGAGGACUCGUGCGAGUUCCGUCCUGGGCACAAUUUGCCAGAACAAUGAGUUCUGUCAGAAGAGGGCGCUGGAGUGCGGACUCCUGCAUGUACUGCUCAAUCUGGUGCAGAAGGAGCAAGGAGCUGCACUUGCUAAAUGCUUAUAUGCUAUUUCAUGUAUCUCUCGCGGUUACGAGCCUGCCUGCCACGAGCUGAUCACGCAGGGAGGGUGCCCUGUACUCGUGGAACUGCUCAGCUCCUCCGACUUAGCUGCCAAGACUAAGGCGGCAUUCCUCAUCAGAUACUUCGGACAGUACUACGCUGAUGCCAGACGGCAACUAAUAAGAUACAACAUCGUAAAAGUCAUCACAUCACAACUACAAACUGGACGUGAUGACAGCUCGGAGCACCUGCUCAGCAUACUCCAAGUCCUUAUCAGCUCUAAGGACCCCAACACUUUACGACUCUGCAGGGACGCUAAGUACAACCUGAAGAAGAUUCUAGAAGACUAUCUGAACUUACCAGAACUGGCAGAUGAUAGGUUUAUGGAAGAAAAACAGUAUUGUACGGAAAUAUUAGCCACUGUCUUUGGAAACCGAUCUCCAGUUGAGGAGCCAGCCAGAUAAGUAGUUCGCAUUCUUAAAUCGUUCGUCAUCAUCAUACGUUGCCCAAAGACCUUCCUUUUGAUGGAAAGUUUCAAUAAAUCUAUAUCAUAUCUGUGGAUUCGAUUAAGAGAUAGAAUUUUCACAUGCGCUCAGUUAGCGCAGUGGCUGGCUGCUGUGCGAUGUACCGUAAGUUCGUUUGUUGCACGUAACAAUUCUUUGUGUGAUCAACCAAAGGUUGUUCCGGGUCUGAGGAUAUGUUUGUAAAUGCACCCAUGACAAAGAAAAAAAACUUUGUGUGUGGUAACAUUAGAAACAGCGCUUCGCAUCAAGCUUCCUUGUGCGUACUGCUAAGGAGAGAAUCUUUGCCAGAGUUUGUAUGUCCUGAAGGGUUAUAACCUGGGUGUCUUCAAGGCCCGAGUGAAUAGGUUGCUUAUGGGACGACGUGCUCCAUCGUAGACCGCAUAGA
This is a messenger RNA of Spodoptera litura, 1828 nucleotides long. Its product is annotated as hsp70-binding protein 1. The record is from RefSeq and is a predicted model, not a curated record. Gene Ontology annotation, cellular component: endoplasmic reticulum. Lineage: Eukaryota; Metazoa; Arthropoda; Insecta; Lepidoptera; Noctuidae. Gene Ontology annotation, molecular function: adenyl-nucleotide exchange factor activity.